Messenger RNA from Carassius auratus (goldfish), 642 nucleotides. RefSeq names its product collagen alpha-1(XIII) chain-like. Gene Ontology annotation, biological process: extracellular matrix organization. The record is from RefSeq and is a predicted model, not a curated record. The coding region runs from base 1 to 642 and encodes 213 amino acids. The transcript has 7 exons. Gene Ontology annotation, molecular function: extracellular matrix structural constituent conferring tensile strength. NCBI's taxonomy places the organism in Eukaryota, Metazoa, Chordata, Actinopteri, Cypriniformes, Cyprinidae.
AUGGGGCCAGAAGGUCCAAAAGAUUCUGGUUUCAGAGGUCUGCCGGGACCUCAAGGAGCACAGGGAAGAGCCGGAGGACUAGUGUCUUAUGCUCUUAACGAAAACCAACAGCAAUUCCGUGCAGAGCCUCAGGAGUAUAUCAAAAGUCACCCAAGCGCUGAUGAGAAUUUGGAUUACGCAGAUAUCGCGACGAAGGUUUUAGAUUACAUUAAGUCUCAAGGCCUGUUACGAGGCCAAGGUGGUUUUAUAGGAAUUCCAGGUCCACGAGGUCUACAAGGAUUCCCUGGACCCUCUGGACCCUCUGGACCAUCUGGACCCCGUGGAGCCCGUGGACUGCCUGGAAGUGAUGGAUUACCUGGACUCCCUGGAACUCCAGGAAUCAGUGUAGACUUUUCUCCCUCCAAUAUGACAGCGAUCAUGGACUACAUCAGAGAAAACCAUAUGAUUGGACAACCAGGUAUACCGGGACAGAAAGGGGAGAAUGGAUAUCAGGGACUUCCUGGACCAACAGGAGCGAAAGGUGACAGAGGAUCCAUAGGUCCACCAGGCUUCACAGGCCAACCAGGAAUGAAAGGACAAAAGGGAGAGAAGGGCGAGGCCUCAUUUCUCACUCGCAGGAGGAAGAGGAGCACCGUCAUUUAG